AUGAAAGCUAUUUAUAUUCUAGCUUUGUGUGUUACACUUGUGAUGGCAAAGCCAGCUGAUGAGAUUGUUAAAGAGUUACCUGAAAUGGGAAAAUUCGAUAGGUUUGAUAUGUACUCUGGAUAUCUUGAAAUUCCAAACAAGCAACGCAAACUCCACUAUGUCUUUGCUGAAUCCCAAAAUGAUCCAGCUACAGAUCCUCUUGUCAUCUGGUUCAACGGUGGACCUGGCUGCUCCAGCAUGCUUGGGUUCAUUCAAGAACAUGGCCCAUACUCAAUGCCAGAUGGUGAUCCAAACUUCUACGAAAACCCCAACUCCUGGAACAAAGAAGCCAACAUGUUGUACAUUGAGUCACCAGCCGGAGUCGGAUACUCAUACUUCUGGGACAGAGAGACCGACUCGUUCGACGAUCUGACAUCCUCCGAAGAUAACUAUGCAGCUCUGGAAGCCUUCUACGAGAAGUUCCCUGAGUAUCUCGACCACGACCUAUUCAUAUCCGGCGAAUCUUACGCUGGGAUUUACGUGCCUUAUCUGGCCUGGCAGGUCAUUCAGAACGGGUUAAAGUACAAUUUGAAGGGAAUCAUUGUAGGAAACGGUGUUACCAACUACACUCAUGAUGACGGAGCCUUUGAAGGAAUGAGCUUCUGGCACAAUUUGUACGAUUUGGGCAUUUAUGACCAAAUUAAGGCUAAUCACUGCUCUUUUAUUAAUAUUGAAGGCUUUGAAGAUGGAAAAGAAAAUAAAGAAGAAUGUGACAAACUUCAAAUGAAGUUCUAUGACUUGGUCAGCAAUAUCAACAUCUAUGAUGUCUACAGAGAAUGUUUUUAUGAUGAAGGAGUAGACAGACUUGGAACUGCCAAAAUUAAUGGAGAACUAAAGACUUAUAAGAGAGGAAUGACUGCCCAAGAAUAUACUCCUUUCUUAUUUAAAAAUAAGAAAGAUUCAUUAAACAUUAUUCCUCCUUGUGUAUAUGGAUCUGGACCAACUGACUUCUUAAACAGACAAGAUGUCAGAGAUGCUCUAAAUGUUGAAACAGAUCAGCCUUGGGAGCUCUGUGUCGGAGAAGACAGAUUAGAAUAUGAGGGUUUCGAUAAAGCUUCAUAUUGGAUCUAUCCAAUUUUAAAAGAAAAUAAGAUUAGAAUAAUGCACUUCUCUGGAAAUGCUGAUGGAGCUGUACCAACUCAAGGAACAAGAGCUUGGAUCAAUUCUUUAGGAUGGCCAAAGACACACGAAUAUGCUCCAUUCUACAUUGAAGAUAAACAAGUAGGAGGAUAUGUUGAGUCAAGAGAAGGUCUCACCUUUGCUAUAAUCAUCGGAAUUGGUCACAUGGCUGCUCAGUGGUCACCAGUUGCUACAAAACACGCCGUGUAUCAAUUCAUCAAAGACUUGCCAAUAACCGAUGCGAGCCCAAUAACUGCUGAAUUUUAG
Molecule: messenger RNA, 1425 nt
Organism: Moneuplotes crassus
Lineage: Eukaryota; Ciliophora; Spirotrichea; Euplotida; Euplotidae
Source: the annotation of a GenBank genome assembly